Molecule: messenger RNA, 1478 nt
Organism: Solanum dulcamara
Lineage: Eukaryota; Viridiplantae; Streptophyta; Magnoliopsida; Solanales; Solanaceae
Exons: 6
Coding region: 255-1250 (331 amino acids)
Source: RefSeq, a predicted model, not a curated record
ACCUUUGCAUAGUCUCCUUGGGUCAACAUUUAAAUACACAAACAAAUCUGUAACGGCUAGAUCUUCCACUUCCCAAUUCGAAAUCCCAAACAAUCACUAAAAAGAAAAAGAUAUAUAUAAUCCAGACCCCAAAACCCCUCAUUUCAGACCGCAACCGCUCUCCGAUCAAAUUCCGAUAGCCGGCAAAAUCGAGUUUUCUUUCCCAUCGCCGGAAGCAUUUAAUCGGAGUUUACGGUUUUUUUUGAAGUCUCAAGAUGGAUCUUUCGCAAGAGACCGAAGAUUACAUUCGUGAAUCGAUCGAGUACUCUCUUGGUCUCCCUGUUUCCACACAAACGCUUCAAUUAAAGCUUCGAUCAUCUGAAGAAUCCCUCAUUCGCCUUCGGGAUCAGUAUCUUUCUCUACGAGCCAAACUGAAAGAGAAAGAUGAAACAAUUGAGCGCACUAGGGCUGAAUCAAGUAUGAAUGCUUCAGCUCUGAAGAAGUUUGUGGAGGAAAAUCAGAGAUUGGCGGUGGAGUGUUCAAAUUUGUUGGCUCAGUGUAAGAGGUGGGAGAAAGAGUGCGCUUUGUAUGAUCAUGACCGUGAGGCAUUAAUGGAUUUUGGAAAUGAGGCAGAUGAGAGAGCAAAGGAAGCUGAGAUUCGUGUUCAUGACUUGGAGGAAGAGGUUCGAAAGUUAUCUGAAGAAUUGCAUUUCUACAAGUGUCAAUAUGAGACCCAAGUGGAUGACACAGCCACAGAUGAUGCUUCGGUGGAACAGAAUCUGCUCGACAAUUUGCUGGAAACUGUGAUUGGUAGAGAUGAUGCUGCAUCGACAGCACAUGCUUUUCUGGAGGCAAAUAGUGGUAUAGAAGUUUGUCAAAGGUUGUUGACGAAGUGGAAGCGAUUGAGGCCAUCGACACAACAGGUUAUUGCUCUGGUUGCUGAUGUCAAUAUUCUGCAGAAAGACAAGGAACAUUUGAGGAUAAACCUCCAUAAAGCUGAAGAUGAGGUGAAUGUAUUGUUUGAACAAAACAAUGUUUUGGAUGAGGCGAAUAAAAGGCUGAUAAGGCUAUACCAGAAAGAGAAACACACACCUGGUUCUGGUGGAAAACCUUCUUCUGGCAAGUGCUCCCAUGGAAACAAAAGGAAAUCAAGCCCCAAGAUAAGCAGUCCAGUGGAGGGAAAACUUGAUUUCAGUGAGGUUGAUUCUUUGAGGCAGCCUUUAUCACCUUUACGAGAAAACUCACCUGAAUAUAGAUUAUGCAAGAAGUAGCAGGAGAAGGUCCUCCCCCCUGACCAGUUGCAAUUUCUUUUAAUCAUUUUAGGCUAUUCUUGCAUUUAAAAGUGUUGUUACGAUUCUCAGUAACUGUAAAAAGUAACUUACGACAUUCUCAUCUCCCCUAUAGCCUUGAAGAAUUUGGUCAAUUUUCGUUGUUGUAAGGAAAUUACUGUUAAUCUGCUACCAAUUUAGUCCUAGUAUGGAUAUAUUUUGCUUGUGUUA